Messenger RNA from Peniophora sp. CBMAI 1063, 303 nucleotides. Lineage: Eukaryota; Fungi; Basidiomycota; Agaricomycetes; Russulales; Peniophoraceae. The record is from the annotation of a GenBank genome assembly.
AUGUUCGACCUCCCCGUCUUGCUCUGCCUUGCCCUCAGUCUCACUGCUCAUGCCGCUCCGACCAGCCCUGGCAUCCCAGUCGCGCGCAACGGCACAUUCCAUCCUCCAUUCGCGUUACAACCGGUUAAAUCUCUCUUGGAAGCUCCUGAUCAUAGCGCUAGCAUGGGCGUGGCACGCGCGUCGAGGGACCUGUCCCCCGAUAUCACGGCAAAAGUGAACACGAAACUCAAAGAUCUAUUCUUUAACGAAUGGAAUUCUGUAUAUGCGAAGUUUGACCCGGCGUCUGUAUCAAAACAGAGCUGA